AUGGCUCCCAAGAAACCGGUUAAAGAAGAGAAAGUUCCCUUGGGUCGCCCAGGGAAUAACUUGAAGAGUGGUAUCGUUGGUCUAGCGAAUGUUGGCAAAUCCACACUUUUCCAAGCUAUUACAAGAUGUUCGUUGGGUAAUCCUGCGAACUUCCCCUUUGCAACCAUUGACCCUGAAGAGGCCCGUGUCAUUGUUCCGGAUGCACGGUACGAUUGGCUAUGUGAACAUUAUAAACCAAAGUCCAGGGUACCUGCAAACUUAACGGUAUAUGAUAUAGCUGGUCUAACUCGAGGCGCCUCAACCGGUGCUGGUCUCGGAAAUGCUUUCCUGUCACAUAUUCGUGCUGUGGAUGCUAUCUUCCAGGUCGUUCGAUGUUUUGACGACGCAGAAAUUAUUCAUGUCGAGGGUGAUGUCGAUCCCGUUCGGGACCUGAACAUCAUCAGCGAGGAGCUACGGAUCAAAGAUAUUGAAUUCGUCGAAAAGGCUCUCGAAGCCCUUGCAAAGCAAACUAGGAGAGGAGGCCAGAGCUUAGAGAUGAAAAAAUUGAAAGAGGAGGAGGCCACUGUUGGCAGGAUUCUGGAGUGGCUGAAGGAGGGCAAGGAUAUUCGAAAAGGGGAUUGGACUCCUAAAGAGGUUGAAGUAAUUAACCCUCUAUUUCUCCUGACUGCUAAGCCAGUUGUGUAUUUGGUCAACCUCAGCGAAAGGGACUAUAUCAGGCAAAAGAACAAGUACCUGCCGAAGGUUGCAGAAUGGAUCAAAACCAACUCCCCCGGGGAUCCUAUAAUCCCAGUCUCUGUAUCUUUCGAAGACAGACUUACCCGCUUCGAAAAUGAUGCAGCUGCCGAGGAGGAAUGCAAAAAUCUUGGAACCAAGUCGGCGCUCCCCAAGAUCAUUUUAACUAUGCGACAAUGUCUUCAACUUGGCAGCUUUUUCACCACUGGCGCUGAUGAAGUGAGACAAUGGACUAUCCGAAAGGGCACCAAAGCUCCCCAAGCUGCUGGUGUCAUUCACACUGAUUUUGAGAAAACUUUCAUUCAAUGUGUUGUGUUCAACUAUGAUGUGCUACGAGAGUAUGGGGACGAAGCAGCUGUCAAAGCUGCUGGGAAGGUUCUUACGAAGGGCAAAGAUUAUGUUGUGGAAGAUGGAGAUAUUGUCCUGAUUAAGGCUGGUGCCGCAAAGGCAUAG
Molecule: messenger RNA, 1185 nt
Organism: Blastomyces dermatitidis ER-3
Lineage: Eukaryota; Fungi; Ascomycota; Eurotiomycetes; Onygenales; Ajellomycetaceae
Product: GTP-binding protein YchF
Exons: 4
Coding region: 1-1185 (394 amino acids)
Cellular component (GO): cytoplasm
Molecular function (GO): ATP hydrolysis activity; GTP binding; ATP binding
Source: RefSeq, a predicted model, not a curated record